AAGAGCGUAAAAGUAAGCGAAAGAUUUGACAAUAAGACACUCAAGUGGAAAGAUUAAAUAUUUGAGUAUUUAAUUUAUUUAUUUUGCUGUUGCUGAUUACAUAAGUAUGCCUCACACACAGUGAUAAUCAACAAUCAACGUCCCAUAAUUGUUAGCUCAUAAAAUAAUAAAAAUGAGAAGUAUAUCGCUUAGUUCAGUGUUCGCUGGAAAGUGGAACAUCGCGUUUGGGAAGAAUUUUGGCAGAUUACUCGUUGCGAUAUUUUUAGUGAAAAAUGAAGAAAUAUUCAUUUGCCAUUGAUCGCGGAGGUACUUUCACAGAUGUCCUCUGCCUCUGUCCAGAUGGAAGAGUAAAAACCCUUAAAUUGCUCUCUGAGGAUCCUGGAAGAUAUUCAGAUGCCCCAAGAGAAGCAAUUCGUAGGAUUUUAUUGGAAGAAAUUGGGCAAAGUGCAAUUACUGAUGAUGGCCUCAUUGAUACAUCAGCUAUUUCGUCCAUUAGAAUGGGCACAACUGUGGCCACGAAUGCUCUUCUGGAGAGAAAAGGAGAUCCAGUGGCUUUGGUGGUUAACAGAGGCUUCCGGGAUCUUCUCUACAUUGGAAAUCAAGCCAGACCCAGCAUCUUUGCAUUGGACAUUCGAAAGCCCUCAAAUCUCUACAAGACUGUUAUCGAAGUAGACUGCAAAGUCAUCCCAGACCAACCAGACAAGUGCCAAUUGAGUCACGCUUGGGAAGCUUUCGAGGGAAUAACUGGCUCGAAGUAUUUGGAGAUGUCCAAAGUGGAUCCAGGCGCAGUUAGAGAAUCUCUGAAGAAUGCUUUGGAUUCUGGAAUAACUUCCUUAGCCGUUGUCCUCACUCAUAGUUAUGCAUUUCCCCAGCAUGAGCUACAAAUAGGCGCUAUUGCGCAGGAACUGGGAUUCAAGCACAUUACCCUGUCCCAUCAGGCCAUGUCGAUGUGCAGAAUUGUGCCAAGAGGAUAUACAGCUUGUGCUGAAGCCUAUCUAACUCCUCAUGUUGAGAGAUAUCUCUCGAGUUUCAAAUCCGGAUUCAAAGAUGAACUCAGGAAUAUCGAUGUCCUCUUUAUGCAGAGUGACGGAGGUUUGACGAAGAUGGACAACUUCCGGGCAGCUCGGGCUAUUCUCAGUGGUCCAGCUGGAGGAGUUGUUGGCUACGGAGUCACGGGAAUUCGUGAAACGUCAUCUCCAUUGAUUGGCUUUGACAUGGGAGGAACAUCAACGGAUGUCUCCAGAUUGGCUUCCGGAAAGUACGAACAUGUGAUUGAAUCCACAACUGCUGGAGUGUCAAUCCAAGCACCUCAGCUGGACAUUAAUACCGUUGCAGCCGGGGGCGGUUCAAUGCUCUUCUUCCGGUCGGGAUUGUUUGUUGUGGGCCCUGAAUCAGCUGGUGCAAAUCCUGGACCGGCUUGCUAUAAGAAAAAUGGUCCAUUGACUGUGACCGAUGCAAAUCUCAUCCUAGGACGCCUCCUUCCGGAAUACUUUCCGAAAAUCUUCGGUCCAAAUGAGGAUGAAAAACUGGAUUAUGAAGCUUCCAGGGAGAAAUUUGAAGCUCUGGCAAGGGAGAUCAAUAAGCAUUUGAUAGGAUCUGGAGAGAGGACGACAGAGCUGAGUCUUCAGGAAGUUGCCAUGGGAUUUAUAAGGGUAGCCAAUGAGACUAUGUGCAGGCCAAUCAGGGCACUAACUCAGGCACGUGGAUAUGAUACUUCCUCCCAUGUUCUGAGCUGCUUUGGAGGAGCUGGAGGACAGCAUGCCUGCAGCAUUGCCAGGGAAUUGAGAAUGACCAAAGUCCUGGUGCACAAAUACGCAGGCAUUCUAUCAGCCUAUGGAAUGGCUCUGGCUGAUGUUGUCCAUGAGGCUCAGGAACCAAGUGGCGUGGAAUUCAGUGGAGCAACUGCUGAUCAUCUGGCUGAGCGCUUGGGUGCCUUAUCAGAAAUCUGUGUUGGCAAAUUGAAAGAACAGGGCUUCCAAGAUGCUCAGAUUGAACUAGAACCUUAUCUGCACAUGAGAUACGAUGGAACAGAUUGUGCUCUCAUGGUAUCUCCUACAAAUAAAUUAAAUCAUGGGAAUCUUCUCACUGAGAAAUACGGAAACUUCCAUGAGGCUUUUCUCGAUCGCUAUCGCAUGGAAUUUGGCUUUGUCAUCACCGGCCGGAAGAUCAUUAUCGAUGAUAUUCGUGUGAGAGGCUUGGGGAAGACAUUUGCUCCUCCUGAACAAGAUAUUUCCUCGGCUGUCGGAACUAUUCCUCAAGUGGAAGAAGUUACUUCGGUGUUCUUCGAAGGAGGUGCUAGAGAUACUCCUGUGUACCUCUGUUCCAAACUCCUGGCUGGAGAUGUAAUUCCAGGGCCAGCUGUGCUCAUUGAUGAUCUGUCGACAAUUCUCGUGGAACCGGAUUGUCGUGUUGAGAUGACCCAGAAAGGGGAUUUGAUUAUUCACGUGGGAAGUGGAGAAAUCCGACCAAUCUAUGAGAAACUCGAUGCUGUCCAAUUAAGCAUCUUCAGUCAUCGUUUCAUGUCAAUAGCCGAGCAAAUGGGACGUGUUCUUCAGCGUACUUCCAUCUCCACCAACAUCAAAGAGCGACUCGAUUUCUCAUGUGCUCUCUUUGGGCCAGACGGAGGUCUCGUCAGCAAUGCUCCGCAUAUUCCCGUCCAUCUUGGCGCCAUGCAAGAAACUGUCCAGUUUCAGUUGAGAACCCGUGGAAAAUCCCUCCGGAAGGGCGAUGUUGUCCUGUCAAAUCAUCCUCAAGCUGGAGGAUCCCAUCUCCCCGACUUCACAGUGAUAACUCCAGUGUUCAGAGAAGGAAUCCCCCAACCAGUCUUCUUUGUGGCUUCCCGAGGUCACCAUGCAGAUAUCGGAGGAAUUACUCCAGGAUCAAUGCCUCCUCACUCCAAAAGCCUCGCCGAAGAGGGAGCAGCUUUCAAAUCCUUCCUGAUAGUCGAAAACGGAGUCUUCCAGGAAGAGGCAACCAUAAACCGCCUCACGACUCCCACAGACGCUCCCGGUGCUUCAGGAACUCGAAAUUUAAGUGACAAUCUCUCAGAUUUAAAAGCUCAAAUAGCUGCCAAUCACAAGGGUAUCCAGCUUGUUGGGGAGCUAAUAGACAUUUACGGAUUGAGCGUCGUUCAAGCCUACAUGAACUUCAUCCAAGCCAAUGCUGAACUAGCAGUCAGUGAUAUGCUCAAGGAGAUUGCCAGAAAAACUCCAAAAGGAGAAGUCCUGGAAGCUGAAGAGCGCAUGGAUGAUGGAAGCCCUAUUAAACUCCGAAUCUCCAUUGAUGAAAAAGAAGGAAGCGCUGUGUGUGACUUCACCGGAUCCGGGCCAGAAGUCUUUGGGAAUUGCAAUGCUCCCCGAGCCAUUACCCUCUCAGCCCUAAUCUACUGCCUCAGAUGCAUGGUUGGACACGACGUUCCACUGAAUCAGGGCUGUUUAGCUCCUAUUCGUGUCAUAAUCCCAAAAAAUUCCAUCCUGGAUCCAUCAGAAGGAGCCGCUGUGGUGGGUGGAAAUGUUUUGACAUCUCAGAGGAUUGUUGAUACAGUUUUGAGGGCUUUCCGGGUCUGUGCGGCAUCCCAGGGAUGCAUGAAUAACAUCACAAUUGGAGAUGAGACCUUUGGGUACUAUGAAACUGUAGCCGGAGGCAGCGGAGCUGGACCGAAUUGGCAUGGAACUGGAGGAGUUCACACGCACAUGACCAACACCCGAAUAACCGAUCCGGAAAUUAUGGAGCUGAGAUAUCCGAUCAUUCUCAACAAGUUCUGCCUUCGGGAUGAUCAAUCAGGAGGAAGAGGUAAAUUUAAUGGUGGCGAAGGAGUUCAGAGGGAACUCCUCUUCCGGAAACCAAUGAUGUUGUCCGUUCUAACAGAACGAAGAGUACUGGAGCCUUAUGGAAUGGCAGGAGGAGCGAAUGGGAAACGAGGAUUGAAUUUGCUGAUCAAGAAAGAUGGAAGAGUGAUCAAUUUAGGCGGUAAAACUGCUGUUCAAGUCGAAGCAGGUGAUAGAUUUUCAAUGAAGACACCCGGAGGCGGAGGAUAUGGCCAUCCUGAUACGAGUGAUGCAUCAAAUGAUGCCCCUCAUCUUGCCCAAGACGGAGAAGAGAGGAAAUUUGUGGAGAAAGGAAGCAUUUAUGAAUAUCGCAAAGCGCAAGAAUCUGUUUAGAAUUCCUUCUCCCAGUGUUUUGUUUUUCCUAUUUUUUUGUUUUAUUUUUUUUUUAAAUUGUUUUAUAUUCAAUUUAUAUUUGUGUUAUUUGUUCUUUUUUGUUGAUUUAUGUAUUUUGGGAUAAAUACAAAAGUGAUUUUGGACAAUAAAUAUUGAGAAACGAAUGUUUCAAAGCAUAAAA
Messenger RNA from Phlebotomus papatasi, 4341 nucleotides. Its product is annotated as 5-oxoprolinase. The coding region runs from base 273 to 4160 and encodes 1295 amino acids. The record is from RefSeq and is a predicted model, not a curated record. The transcript has 4 exons. Gene Ontology annotation, biological process: glutathione metabolic process. Gene Ontology annotation, molecular function: 5-oxoprolinase (ATP-hydrolyzing) activity. Lineage: Eukaryota; Metazoa; Arthropoda; Insecta; Diptera; Psychodidae. Gene Ontology annotation, cellular component: cytosol.